AUGGGGGAAAUUCGAGGAAAUCAACCAGAAAAUGGAAGAAUGAAAUAUAAUACAUCAACGCGACGUUUAGCAGGUUUUGAAUAUAAUUCAUCGGGUACUAUAAUAAUAACUUAUUCAUUUCCUAAUGGAAUACAAAAUGAAAGUCAUCCAAAUCCUGGUAAACCAUAUUAUGGAACAAAUCGUGAGGCUUUUUUACCGGAUAAUUCCGAUGGACGUCAUGUACUUAAAUUACUGGAAAAAGCUUUUCAACUUCGACAAAUUUUUACUGUUGGACAAUUUCGAACAACAGGUUAUGAUAAUGUUGUUACAUGGAAAUGA
Messenger RNA from Rotaria sordida, 318 nucleotides. The record is from the annotation of a GenBank genome assembly. Lineage: Eukaryota; Metazoa; Rotifera; Eurotatoria; Philodinida; Philodinidae.